GCUUAUUGUCCCAAACAACUGGCGGACUAGCCUAAGGUUUGCAUGCAUGUCGGUGUUUUCUUAACGGCACCAAAUGUGUACUAAUGGCGUUGUGAAGUCCAGGUUCCACAAAAUCAAGACAGAAAUUCCCGGAUUGAUGGGUUGAGGCACACAGAACUCACAUCUGCCAAGACGAUAUGACCAAGAGCGAAGAAUUCAAUUCACUGUUCCGCUCGGAAUCAUCCGACGACCUUGCUGAGUCGACGGGUCGCCAGCGAGCACAAUCUAGAUGGGUAACCGUAGAGCCCAUCAUCAUAUUGUCGAUGAUCGGCAACACCUGCACGGCCCUCGUCAGGCCGCUCUACGUGAAAGAAUUCAUCAGCGAGUUUUACAACUACACCGUGAGUGGUGACGACACCGAAUGCUUGGACGACCAAUACCGCAAUGAACAGCUCAGCAACAAGAUACAAGCAGAGUCUUCCGUCUGGUUGUUGUACCUCGCCGCUGCCUCUGGUAUCCCUGCUAGUCUGAGUACCAUCUUCUUUGGAUCCACCAGCGAUAGAUUUGGCAGGAAACUAGCAAUGGCUAUCCCGCUCCUUGCCUUCGCGUUUCAAGCUGCAGUGUACCUCUUCACGGUUAUCUUCAAGCUUCCCCUGGCCGUCCUCUUCACGGGCGAAGUCCUGCAGGGGCUGGCUGGAGGCUAUGGGCUACUGUACGCUGCCACACACGCUUAUCUGGCUGACGCAACCACCGAGAAACAACGAACAAUCAGAAUGGUGGUCGCUGACAUGCUGCAGUAUCUGGGUGGAGGGUUGAAUCAACUAGGACAAGGGUAUCUCAUCCAAUUCGGUUACAUCCCGACCUUGGUGGUUGCGCUUGGGAGUAACAUGGUCGCCCUGUACUACCUUGCUAUCCCACCCUGCCUGAUCGAGACCGUCGAAAAAAGUUCCACUGACCACAAGGGUCUCAUGGAAGUCUUCCAAAGCAUGAAAGAGCUUGUCGUGUUCAACGAGAAUGGACGGCGUUGGCAGAUGUUUCUCCUGAUUUUGUACGUAUUAUUCUGCGUGGGAGAAUUCAUCGGCGUCACGGCAAUCUACGUGCUGUACGGAACGGACCAUCCCUUCUACUGGGGGUGCCAAACGGCUGGAAUUGCUUUGGCACUCAUUUGGAUCUUUUAUUCUAUUGGGAUGCUGGUUGGUACCAAACUCUUCUCAUUGUGUCUGGGAGACUACUGGCUGAUGCAGAUAAGCUGCCUCAGUUUCAUGGCCUCCUACCUCAUCAUGGGAUUAGCGGAUACUACUGCGGAACUCUUCAUUGGUUUGUCAAAACAUUGCAUUUAGCAAAACCUAAAUUGCGGCAAUUUAUUUUUUCUUCAUCUAUAAAGCUGUACAAUCAGUGUUGUAUUGAGUACAUUUCCACGAAUACCUUGCCAUAUGAGUACGUCAGGCAAUUUUUUCCCAUGAGUGCGAGAACGAGUACCCAAAAAUUGAACUCGAGUACGAGUAUAUACAAAUACUUUCCACAAACAGGAGCAACUUUCAAUUGUUCACGUGUUAGCAAGGGCCUUUUGCUGUCAAAACAAAUGCAGAAGCCUCCCAAACAGUAGUGUUCUUUUCCUACAUACAUCUGUUAAACAUUUUAACUUUUUUGCAGGAGAAUAUUAAAUGGGGCACGAGUACUUUGUGAUGUGAGUACGGGUAAUCGUUUUCUUGCGAGUACGAGUACGAGUACAUUUUCAUGAGUAUGAGUAUACGAGGACCAAAAAUGGACCGGAGUUCGAGAGCUGUAGGAUAUAUACUACAGCAUUGUUUACAAUUAUGAACACUAAUAGAAAGCCCAAGGAUCUUUACCUUUCCUCUUUUUGAUAGAUAAGAGAAACCUGAAACCUAUGAAUAGCCCAAGUGAGCCUAGCUAACUUGUGAUUUUGACUCUUGACAUUCACGGUUCUGAAACGUUGUCUCUUAUAAAUUACACGUCUUUCUUUUAAACAAGUUACAGAACCUGAAGUUUGUUAUCACAUAGCAGGAUCUUCAGAUGGAUCUUCAUCAAAGGUCUUCGAUGAAGAUUUUGCUAGGAUGGAAGACCCUCUUUAAUGG
Molecule: messenger RNA, 2075 nt
Organism: Patiria miniata (bat star)
Lineage: Eukaryota; Metazoa; Echinodermata; Asteroidea; Valvatida; Asterinidae
Product: proton-coupled folate transporter-like
Exons: 3
Coding region: 177-1319 (380 amino acids)
Biological process (GO): transmembrane transport
Cellular component (GO): plasma membrane
Molecular function (GO): transmembrane transporter activity
Source: RefSeq, a predicted model, not a curated record